AGUAGACAAAUUGUAACCAAACCAGAAACCAAAGAUCAUUAGAGUUAAAUUAAGAGUGAAUAAUGGAGGAAUCCAAAGUUGUUAGCAAGAAUAGCCUCUUUACAAUUUGUCCUCAAAAAUGUGAUGAAGAUGCUCGUGUAUCCGCAAUGUUGCUUAGUGCUACUAUGGUGUACCCUGCAGUACUGAAUGCCGCUAUUGAGCUCAACCUGUUUGAGAUCAUAGCCAAGGCAACACCACACGGUUCACUCAUGUCAUCUCAUGAAAUUGCUUCUAAGCUCCCAAACCAGCACCCUGACUUGCCCAAUAGGCUUGAUCGCAUGCUACGUUUGCUUGCUAGUUAUUCUGUUCUCACCAGUUCAACACGCACCACACAACACGGUGCCACCGAGACAGUUUACGGACUCUCACAACUUGGACAAUACUAUGCCCCUGAUGCAACUAGAGGCUACUUCGCUUCAUUUGCAUCCUUUCUCUCUUGUCCUGCACUAUCACCACUUUGGCUGAAUUUCAAGGAAGCAGUGGUUGAUGCAGACGUUGAUUUGUUCAAGAAACUUCAUGGGGUAACAACGUACCAGUACAUGGAAAAGAAUCCAAAAAUGAACGAAAUUUUUAACANGUNUAUGGCGGAUUUGUGNGNANCAGAUAUGAAUAGAAUACUUGACAUAUAUANUGGAUUUGAGGGAAUAUCAACGUUGGUUGAUGUNGGAGGUGGAAAUGGACAAAACCUNAAAAUGAUAGUCUCCAAAUACCCUUCAAUUAAAGGAAUUAAUUUUGAUCUGCCCCAAGUCAUUGAGAAUGCACCACUGCUAUCAGGGGUUGAGCAUGUUGGAGGAGAUAUGUUUGCAAGAGUUCCAGAAGGUGACGCCAUGACACUAAAGGCUGUGUUGCACAAUUGGUCUGAUGAGAAGUGCGUAGAAAUUUUGAGUAAUUGUCGCAAAGCACUGUCUGGAGAUGGGAAGGUGGUCGUUCUGGAGUUCAUAAUGCCAGAAAAACCAGAAGCAACUGAACAAUCUCAGCUUGUUUCGAGCCUGGACAACCUUAUGUUUAUCACAGCAGGUGGAAAGGAAAGAACUGAGAAAGAGUACGAGAAUUUGUGCAAGCUCGCUGGUUUUUCAAAAUUUAAUGUUUCUUGUCAUGCGUCGUCCGGGCCGGGAGUGAUGGAAUUCUACAAAUAGGUUAAUAAUAAUAAGGAAAAUGAUAAUAAUAAAUAGUUCAGGAUUUAAAGGUCAAAGUGUGGGGAUCAAACACUAAAGACUUUUAUGGGAGGUGUGGGGUACCACUUUCUUGUUCACUUUAUGUCUUGUGAUGUAACGUUUACAUUUAAAUAAU
Vigna radiata var. radiata (mung bean) is the source of this 1329-nucleotide messenger RNA. Its product is annotated as isoliquiritigenin 2'-O-methyltransferase-like. Gene Ontology annotation, molecular function: protein dimerization activity; S-adenosylmethionine-dependent methyltransferase activity; O-methyltransferase activity. NCBI's taxonomy places the organism in Eukaryota, Viridiplantae, Streptophyta, Magnoliopsida, Fabales, Fabaceae. The transcript has 4 exons. The record is from RefSeq and is a predicted model, not a curated record. Gene Ontology annotation, biological process: methylation. Bases 63 to 1175 code for a protein of 370 amino acids.